AUGUCAUUAGAACAAGAACAAGUCCAAGUGCGUUUUGUCACUCAACAACCUGAAUAUGUCGUCAGUGAUGCACCUAUGCUUUUACCUUCCAAUAUUCAAAAGGAUGGUCUAUCUCAAAUUGUAAAUAGUUUAUUAGAUCUAGAAAAACCUGUUCUUUUUGACUUUUUAGUAGAAGGUCAAUUACUAAGAAAAAGUAUUGUUGAUUAUUUGAAUGCUGCUCGACUCUCUACUGAAAAUGUAGUGACGAUUGAAUAUGUUGAAUCCAUGCUUCCUCCAGUUCCUUUGACAGCCUACCAACACGAUGAUUGGAUCAGUUCAGUCAGUGGUCAUCAAGGUCUGUUCUUGACAGGUUCUUACGAUACCAUGGUACGUGUAUGGAACAGUUCAGGCGAAUGCAUCUCUACUCUGAUGGGUCAUACCGAUGCUGUCAAAUCAGUGACUUUUGGCCAAGUCCAAGGCACCCAUGCCACUGUGUUCAGUGGUGGGUUAGAUCAUGCUGUCUUGGGCUGGUCAUUCAACACAGACGAUGCUACUUAUCGUCUGAUGUAUGAAUGUAAAGGACACAAGGGCCCUGUUGAAUCCGUGGCCGUCGAUAGAACCCAACAGUAUCUGGCUUCUGCUUCUGCAGACAGUCUAGUCAAGAUCUGGACCACACAAGAACCCGAAGAAAGUGAGGUUGUGCAUGAAUCCAAAAAGAGAAAAAAGACAAGUGAUCGUAAACUCAAGACACAGACUGUGGACCUGGAGGGCCAUGUGGGUGGUGUGAAUGCUGUUGUGUUUGACGGCCUUGAUGCCAAUGUUGUCUAUACGGGUGGUUGGGAUCAUUCAAUCCGUUCUUGGGACAUUGAACAGCAAGUCAAUUUGACAACCAAGGUAAGCCUCUCUACAGGGAAACAUGAAUCUAACUCGCUUUAUAGAAUUGUGAAAAAGUCGUUUUAG
This is a messenger RNA of Gilbertella persicaria, 939 nucleotides long. RefSeq names its product WD40-repeat-containing domain protein. Gene Ontology annotation, molecular function: protein binding. The coding region runs from base 1 to 939 and encodes 312 amino acids. Gene Ontology annotation, cellular component: preribosome, large subunit precursor. The record is from RefSeq and is a predicted model, not a curated record. Lineage: Eukaryota; Fungi; Mucoromycota; Mucoromycetes; Mucorales; Choanephoraceae. The transcript is spliced from 3 exons.